Molecule: messenger RNA, 1119 nt
Organism: Lathyrus oleraceus (garden pea)
Lineage: Eukaryota; Viridiplantae; Streptophyta; Magnoliopsida; Fabales; Fabaceae
Product: glutathione S-transferase T2
Exons: 2
Coding region: 154-1119 (321 amino acids)
Source: RefSeq, a predicted model, not a curated record
UCUUCAAUUUGAAAUUUCUCUCUCACAAUUUCAUCAUUUUAUUCCUAUACUUUUAAUUUUUUUACAACAAUUUUUUCUCAUUAGCAUUUUUUUUACAAAAUAUUUAAUUCAAAAUUUCAUCUUUUUACUUCAAAUUACAAUUGUUUAGGCCAAAUGGAUCCUAAUCAUUUUCAUUAUCAACAAGCUUUUUUCAAUUACAUGCAAAAUUAUCAAAAUCAUAAUCCUCAAAAUUCUCAAAUUCCACCGGUGCCAACAAACCCCGCCAUAUUUCUUCCGUCACCAAACAAUCCAAAUAUGUAUCCUAUACCUCAAAUGAAUUCUAAUAGUAUGGAAUUCUCUACUCAAGUUCCACCAUUUUCUACUCAAGUCCCACCAUUUUCUACUCAAGUUGGUACUGAAAAAGAAGAAAGGGAUCCAAUUGUGGGAGUUGAUCAAAAGGCUGAGAGUUUUUGGUUAAGAAUUGCUGCUAGUUAUAACCAAUAUCGUGGGCAAUUGCGGGAAAAGUUAGGGGGACAGUUAAAAUGUCGAUGGCAUAGAAUAAAUGGCAUGGUUCAAAAAUUUGUUGGGUGUUACAAAAUUGCUCUUAAAGAAAAGAAAAGUGGGACAUCCGAGACCGAUGUCAUGGCAGAUGCACAUGCUAUUUUUGCUCAGGAUCAAGGUACAACAUUCAAUCUUGAGUAUGCAUGGCGAUUGUUAAAAGAUGAAGCUAAAUGGCGCAUCGUCGAAGAAUCGAUUGGAAGUUCUGCAAAAAUAACAAAGACUUAUGCUAGUGGGGCAUCAUCGGAGAACCCAGAUACAACUUCAAGUUAUGAGUUUAACUCAUCAUCACCAAUGGAGCAUCCAAUGGGACAAAAAGCAGCAAAAAGGAAGGGUAAGGCAUCCGAAAUUCCAAAUGCAACGCAAGAUGCAAAGAAUAAAAGAGCAAUAACAAUGGACAGACUUGCGCAAGCUAAGGAGGACGAGCUAGAAUUAAGGGUAGUGCAAAUGGUGAUGAAAGACACUUCUACUAUGAACGAUAGUCAACGAGAUAUUCAUGAAAAAUAUUGUAAUAAGAUGAAGAAAAAAAUAUGGAAUGUAGUUAGUAUCACUUAUGUAAAAUGGUCAUUAGUACCACUUUAA